Messenger RNA from Pygocentrus nattereri (red-bellied piranha), 2470 nucleotides. RefSeq names its product ring finger protein 207a (gene rnf207a). Gene Ontology annotation, biological process: regulation of cardiac muscle contraction; regulation of heart looping. The transcript has 18 exons. Bases 187 to 2112 code for a protein of 641 amino acids. Lineage: Eukaryota; Metazoa; Chordata; Actinopteri; Characiformes; Serrasalmidae. Gene Ontology annotation, cellular component: perinuclear region of cytoplasm. Gene Ontology annotation, molecular function: Hsp70 protein binding; transmembrane transporter binding; zinc ion binding. The record is from RefSeq and is a predicted model, not a curated record.
UGGAGAGGCAAACCAGCAGCUUACUGUGGUCCUCAGUGGCCAUGGAGGGAGGAGGAGAGCCUUUAACUCACACUCACUUCAUCACUAGCACUGUCAGCCCACUGAGGGGAACAUAAGAAGGACUUCUUGGCCAUUUUGAAGGACCCACACGUGACACGAGCCAGUGAUAAAAGAUGGCUUUGGUAAAUGACUCAAGAACUGUUUUGGAUACCUCAUCUUAGCAUUUACAGGAAAGCUGAUACGAUGGCUGGAUUACCCCUUUUCCCUUUGGAUGACCUUCAUCCCCUGGUGUGCCACAUGUGCCAUGAGCAGUACCGCCAGCCGUGUCUUCUGGACUGCUACCACAUCUUCUGUGCCAGCUGCUUGCAUGGCAGGGCCAGUGAGAAUCGCCUCAUUUGCCCCCUCUGUGGAUGUCCCUCAGCUGUGAAGGGGACGAAUGCCCUCCCUCCUGAGGACCGUUUGCUGAAGUUCCUGGUGGAGAACUCCGCUGAGAGUGUGGUGCAGUGCUCUAACUGUGAAACGGAAUGCAAAACACAGGACGCAGGGAUGAUGUAUUACUGUAACACCUGUAGCCAACCCCUGUGCGGACCCUGCAGAGAAACCACGCAUAAAGCCAGGAUGUUCUCCUGCCAUGAAAUCGUCUCUCUGGCCAAACGUGCCAAAGAGGGCCACAGGAAGUGCUCUCUUCAUGACGAGCUUUACAUCAUGUUCUCCACGGAGAAGAAGUCCAUGCUGUGCAUCAAGUGCUUCAGAGACAUGCAAGUGGAAAGCCGCAUGCACUGCAUAGACAUCGAGACUGCAUACGCUCAGGGCUGUGAAAUACUGGACCAGGCAGUGCUGGCAGUAAAGGAGCUCCAGACGUCUGCACGGGAGGCCAUCCUCCUGCUCAAGGCCAUGCUGGGAGAAGUGCGCGCUAAUGUAGAGGAGGAGGAGAGCGCCAUCUGCAACCUAUUCAACAGCAUGCAGGAGAAGCUGGCAGACAGGAAGAGGAUUCUGUUAAAAGCUGCUCAGAGUCAGCACGAGGAGAAGGAGAAGGCACUGAAGGAGCAACUUUCUCACUUGGCUGCACUUCUACCCACACUUCAGGUUCACUUGGUCACGUGCUCAGCAUUUCUCAGUUCAGCUAACAAGUACGAGUUCCUCGACAUGGGCUAUCAACUGAUGGAGAGACUGUGCAGGAUUGUGAAGCUGCCUCAUCGACUCCGGCCCACCCAGAGCAGCAAAAUUAACACAGAUUUUUGUGCCGAGUUUGCCCGCUGCCUGGAGCCACUGCUGCUAAGGGGCCAACGCAGACCCGGUUCAGUCUCUGGAGGAGUCACUGUCAGCAACCUGGUGCAGUCGUCUUGGUCCACGUUGUGCCGGUCCCCGUCUCUCAGUGACAUGCCUCAGGUUCCCUCCCUAGGACGUAGACCCACUUCUCACCGCUACAUCUGCACCAAGGUCCUGCUGGCUGAGGGCGGAGACACACCCUUCACCGAGCACUGCCGCAACUAUGAGAACAGCUACCAGAUGCUCCAGACUGAGAUCCAGAAGCUGAAGGACCAGGUUCAGGAGAUGCACAGAGACCUGACCAAGCACCACUCACUCAUCAAUACAGACACCAUGGGGGAGAUCCUGGAGAGAUCUCUGCACAUAGAUCAGCAGAUCACAUCUCAGUACUCAUCCGUGCAGACCCUCAGGGGCGUGUUUGAGGAGAUAUGGGAGGAAACCUUUCAAAGAGUCGCAAAUGAGCAGGAGAUCUAUGAAGCGCAGCUUCACGAUCUUCUUCAGCUGAAGCAGGAAAACUCCUACCUGACGACCAUUGCACGGCAGAUCGGACCGUAUAUCUUGUCCAUAGCAAAAGUGAAGGAACGUCUGGAGCCCAGGUUCCAGGAACCAAAAGAACUUGAGGACGAUCGCACAGAGACCAUGCUGAAGAUCUAUGAGGACAGUACAAUGACCAGUGAGUCACAGCACAGUGAUGACGACAUCAUCUACAGCUGGGAUUCCAACAGAAAUAAGAGAGCUCUGAUCUUCCAGCCCAGUGAGAUCCCACCAAAGAACACAGACCACCGCUGGCAGAACAAGAGGAAUAUCUCAGAAGCAUCCUGCCGCAAAGAACUGCCCCUGUAACCCACAGCGAGGUGAAGGAACUUCCUCAUAACGCUGAUAUCCAGCGAUAUGAAACACCUCAGCAGACAAAUGGACGGCAGUAAUAUGAAGGGGAUUGUGGCUCCUACUUCACUGAGUUGGGAGAACAAAUGGACGUUAUGCUACAUUUAUGAGGUCGUGUGGAGAGGAGGAAAUGAAGGACAGUGCAGUGGAAACUGGAGAUGACUGAUGUGUAGUGAAUGUACUGAAAUUCUAAUUUUGUAGCUGAAAUAGUUCAACCGUGGUUUGAAUAAUGUGUCGUAUUGAAUGUAUUGAAAAAGAUUUUCUGGUUUGUGAACUAAAUAUAAAAAAGAAAAAUAAAGGAAACAGAAAUGAAGGA